GCGGCGGCGGGAGAGCCGGUGCCCGCCCAGCGGAGGCGCCCCAGCGGCGCGCCCACCCCCGAGGGUUCGCGGGGCAGGGCCGGGCCCCAUGGCGAGGAGGAGGAGCGGGAGCAGCCGCAGCCGGGAUUGGGGGCCGCCGGCGCCGCCCGCCCGGCCGAGGGGAGGAGGCGGCGGGAGGAGGAGCGGCGGUGCGGCCCGCAGCGAGCUGGCUGGGCUCGGCGCGGCUGCCCCUGAAGAUGGCGGCGGCGGAGGCGGCGGCUCCGGGCGGCGGGGGCUGCCCGCCGGCGGGCGGCGGCUCGGUGCCCGUCCUCUUCUGCUUCUCCGUCUUCGCACGGCCCUCCAGCGUGCCCCACGGCGCCGGCUACGAGCUGCUCAUCCAGAAGUUCCUCAGCCUCUACGGAGACCAGAUAGACAUGCACCGCAAGUUCGUGGUGCAGCUCUUCGCCGAGGAGUGGAGCCAAUACAUCGACCUGCCCAAGGGCUUCCUGGUCAGCGAGCGCUGCAAACUGCGCCUGGUGCCGCUGCAGAUACAGAUGACUACUUUGGGCAACCUGACACCCUCAAGCACUGUGUUUUUCUGUUGUGAUAUGCAAGAGCGAUUCCGGCCUGCCAUCAAGUACUUCGGGGAUAUCAUCAGUGUGGGCCAACGACUGCUCCAAGGUGCACGGCUCUUAGGAAUUCCAGUUAUUGUAACUGAACAGUAUCCCAAAGGUCUUGGCAACACUGUGCAAGAAAUUGAUUUAACAGGAGCUAAACUUGUGCUUCCCAAAACAAAAUUUUCAAUGGUGUUGCCAGAAGUCGAAGCAGCAUUAGCAGAAAUCCCUGGAGUCCGCAGUGUUGUCCUGUUUGGAGUAGAAACUCAUGUCUGCAUCCAGCAAACAGCAUUGGAAUUAAUUGGCAGAGGUCUGGAAGUUCAUAUUGUAGCUGAUGCCACCUCAUCAAGAAGUAUGAUGGACAGAAUGUUUGCUCUCGAGAUUUGGAGAAGACUUCUAAUUUCUUCUGUUUCUCAUGAAAAAGAGAAUUAAAGGCUAAAGGGAAAUCACCAGCAUAUAGCGUUUGAUGAAACCCAUGACUUUGAUUAAGUGAAAGCUUAAUGUCAUCUGUCACGUAAAGCACAGUGACGCACACAGAGUGCAGGAAUGACUGAAAUCAUGGGCUUCCCAAGUCAACGUGGUACAGCAACAGUAAUACACAAAACAAAUAUAGAAAAACUGAAAUCUCUUUGCCUUAUUGUGUACGUCUUUGUACAUUUGAUUGUCACUUAUUCUAUGUCUGCAUGCAUAGAAGUUGUUUCAGUGUAACGGGUUAAAGCAGCGAGUGCUUUUCUUCCUAGUCAAAAAAGUAUCGAUCAUCUUAAAAGCGUGGUUGUUUGCAAAAGCUGUAAUCCAGGCAAAUAGGUCAGUUUUAGGUAACUUUUUAGCAUGUCUUGGCAAUGUUUUCUCAUCAAGCACAAAGGAAAUCUUUUGCUGUGGUCCUUUUAAGUAUUCAUCAUUAAAAUAUGAUUCGGGGAACAUUUGCUGGCUUGCUGUGAUGACCCAGACAGUUAUAUGGCAGUAACUCCUCCUCCUCCUCUGUGGCUGCAUGUGGUGAGCUGAGGUUCAUUGAUCUGAGUUCCCUUGAUCCUUCUCCGUACCUUUCUGGGAAGAUGGGUGUAACAUUUACUUUUUCCUAGUGAUGCAGCCCUCUUCUGUUCACAGUGACCUUUCAAGGAUGAUACAGAGUGACCUUGCAGUGAUAACAACUACCUUCCUCAGCAAUCUCAAAUAAAUCCCAUCUGGUCCCACCCAUCCCUUCAGUUCUCCACAUAUCCACUCACAUAGCAUGUGUUUUGAUGGCACUGGUGACAAACAUGCAAAUAUCUGAACAGGUGUACUUAGGAAGUGCAGUUUGAAUCAAUUGACAGCCAAAGCUUUCACGUGUGCUUGCAUGACCCAAAAGAGUUAUUGUCUCCACUUCUGCUGUGUGCUUAAAAAUCACACCACGCAAAAGCUUGCAAACAAAAAAACCCCAAAAAACAACCCACCCCAGAAACCAAAAAAAACCCUUAAAAUUUCCACUGAUUAAAUAAUUCAACGCAACUGGCCAAGGCUGUGGCUGUUCUUUAUCUCUGCCCUAUCUGAUGAAGAUGCCUUGUGUCACUGCUUGGUCGUGGAUUGAGCCAGCUUAGUCUGUUCCUGCUGUUUUUCUUUUCUGUUCUACUUGUACCUGUAGUGUGGAUGUAACACACGCUUGCUGCUUUCCUUUGUCUGAAAGACUUAUGUUCUAAGAAAACUUUCACUUUCCUUGGAAAAGCAUCCAGCACAUGCUUCAUUCCUACUAAUCUCAAUGCUAUAUAAAUUAUACUCUAAUUCUAGGACUAAGUAUAAGCCAAUGCCAGCCUCUUUGACGUGUUAUGGUAUGUUUUGCUUCUAAAGAGAAGGUGUUGUCUUUUUUCAAUCAAUAUUUCUCAGAAGGCAAGGUUCUUUUAACAGUCUGUUUUUUCUCUCAUCCGUACUAGUUACAAGCAAAAAAAAAUUGUAUUCCUGGAGAAGUACAUAUUGAAAGCAUUGCCAUAAUAUUUCAUUUUGAUUUUCCCGUUUUUUUUUCUUUUGUAUGUGGUUUAAACAAAUAUGUUGUUGUACAGAGCAGGAGAGCUGGGGAAGCUAUCUGCUUUGUUUCAAUUUAAGAAUAUCGCAAGGUUUGCUGCCAUUAUUGCAAGCAGGAAGCAUCAACUUGCAUAAAUCUAGCCUAGUUAGUUUAUCAUUGUAUAGACUGUAGUUACAUAUACUUUACUGUUCCCUUAAGAUUAAUAACUUUCCCUCAGCAAUUGCUUUGUAAUUGAACAACUAAAGAGCAGUGAUCUAUGUCUGCCCUAAAAAGUUUCAACCUUCUCUUUGCUUUAGUAAUUACAACUGAAACCUGUCUGGAGGCAUAUGCAUCUGUAUUUUCUGCCUCUUGCCCUCCCUUGGCUCAUUCAGGACCCCAUUAGAUUUGGUGGCACAUGCAGCUGAGUAGAGGAUGACAGAGGGAAAGCUGGAUCCAUGAAGAGUUUUGCUGCCAAAGCAUCUGUACAGUUGUUGGGAGUGGGGGCAGGAAGUGGUCAGCCUUUUAAGUAAAGGUAACUUUGCUACGUAGGCAGCAACCACAGUCUUAAAAGUCCAAAAACUUUGCAGUAAGUCCUGUGGCUUGGGCUACAUGAAGCAUUGCUGUGUUUAGUUGUGCACUUACAAGAUCUAGCAGGCCUCUUUCAGUUUUGCAUUCUAUGCAGCAAAGUUUUUCAUUCUCUAGCCUCUGAGAACUAACUCUGGAGUUACUGAGGCUGUAAUGAGCUGUUGGUUAAAAGGAGCUGCUGUUGUGCUGGUAUGAUUUAUCAGGUCUGUAGAAGAGCUUUUUGUUCUGUCUCCUGCGAUUAUUAGUACUAGCACGCUGUGUAGUCCAAAGACCUAAGUACUUGUACGUAACAAACCCUGAAAGAGAAAUUGUGACAAUUAAAUUUCUUGCUUAACGCCUUUAGCUUGGAUGGACCUCGCUAUUUUCUUUUUUCCCGGGCCUUUCAAAUCUGCAUGAGAGGGAAGAAAAGCUAUCCUUGGGACCAUGCAAGGGAAAAGUGUUGCUAGUAGAAGAGGGCAUGUCUUCUACAUAUUAAGUCUGCUUAUUAAAUCUGAAAAUCCCCCUAAAAUGAGGAAAGAAUCAAGUCAAAGUAGGAACCCUUAUUUAUAAUCCAGGGCAGCCUUUUUCCUUAGUGAACUCUAAAAACAGUCACUUUCCAUCCUAGCUUUAUAAAUGGCACUGCUAAAAAAUGCUGGAAUGGAAUUGGCAAUACUUAUAUUAAUAGGAAAUGUUUUUAAAAAUACCAUCCGUCUUUUGUAAAAAAUGUGUACUCAUUCACAUUUGUGUGUAUCUUACAUUAUUGUCUGUCUGCUCUUUUCU
Messenger RNA from Chroicocephalus ridibundus (black-headed gull), 3909 nucleotides. It is a transcript of the gene ISOC1, whose product is annotated as isochorismatase domain containing 1. The coding region runs from base 237 to 1025 and encodes 262 amino acids. The transcript has 5 exons. The record is from RefSeq and is a predicted model, not a curated record. Lineage: Eukaryota; Metazoa; Chordata; Aves; Charadriiformes; Laridae. Gene Ontology annotation, cellular component: cytoplasm.